CAGAAUCCUUGAACUUAAGGUUUCCAAACAUCAAAGCGAUAGGUGCAUAACCUUAGAAGAAAAAGAAUCAUCAUGGAACAAAUAAAGGAUUUAAUAAAAAUAAAAUAAAAACAGGUGCAAGGAAAUCAUUGUAGAAGAACAAGAAUUCAGAGAAUCAUAACGCCAAUUGCUUAAACCCUUACACCCAAACCUUGUCAUUCGUCGUCAAUGCAAAUAUCAACCUCGAUCUCGCUCUCCUCGAAACCCCCAAAUCAUUAUCGUUUGUAAAAUCUAAUUUUUACAUGAAAGAAACGUCAAUCCUCGAGAUCUGAUGGAACUAGGGGGAAAUGAGGCAAAGUGAGUGGGAAGUGGUUGAAGCCAAUAUAACCCUAAAAUCGAAAAUACACUUGUGGAUUGGUGAUCGAAUCGAUUUGAUCAUAGAGGACGUAAGAAAUACGACGAGGAAUACCGUCGGGUGUAUAAAUCAGAAGGACAAGAACUGAGACGGGAGUUAUUUGAUGGUGGUGAACGUAAUAGUAACGGCGAGAAGGAAAGAAACACGGCGAGGAGAAGGCUUGACAAGGAAUUCUAGAGAAGUCGGGAACUGAUUACUGUGCGAACUAGGGGUCGAGGGCCGUAGGCGUAGGGCGGAUAGAACAAUGAGGACAUGAGGGGAAGGAUAAAAUAAAAUACAAAGGGAAUAAAUAAUAACUAAAGUUCCCAUCUUUAAAAAUAAGAAUGCCUUGUUCAUUCUUUCUUUCUCUUCGUUUUAGUGGCAAUUUUUUUUGCAUGUAAUCAUAUAAUACUUUUAUCGGCAAUUCAAUGUGCCUCUAGUAUUUUUCCCCUCAACGAGUUUCCGUAAACGGCCCCUAAAAUAAUAACUUACAUAUAAUUUUAAAAUAAAAAAAUGUAUUAGAGAUAAAUGAUAUAACUUUUAAAGACAAAUAAGUAAAUUGUCGCUAUAUACAAAGUUUUAGGGGCUGAUAUAUAAAGUGUCGCCACUAUUAGCCGCUAAAGCUCAUUUUUCUUGUAGUGCUCGAUGUAUAGAUUCAAGAUUAUUUUAUCAUUCCUAAUUGCUCGAUAAACUCAGAAGAGUAAAAUCCAUAGUAUGAAUAUGACGAGUAACUAAGGUAUCAAAUUGUCACCAAACUAGGCUUCAUUGAGAACAUUAUUAGGAAUAUGUGAAUUUUUGGAAAGAGAAAGUCCUAUAUAGUUUUUAUGCACACAUGCAAAAUUGUAAAUUUAAGUCGUUUCUGAAAAUUUUCACAGUAGGAUAUGAGAAUAAUUGUCUUUACUAUGUGUUGCAACAAGGAUAUAUAAAUAUGUUAUUUAUUGUUACUAGUUGGAAGAGGAUGGGAAAUUAUUGACAAGACGAUGCGAACAAUGAUAGAAACGAGAGAAGAGUAAGAUUAGAAUUUUGUUGUUUGAGCUGGAGGGGCGGUAAUCGCUAUAUAUGCCAGAAGAGAAAUAUAUAUUAAUAUCAAUACAUAGCUUUAUAUAUGUAUUAAUUAAUAUUCAUACAUGUUUCUCUAGGAACAUCACUAUAAUUAAGUAUUGCGGUUAUAUAAUUAAUCCUUAAUUAUUCUUCAAUUCUAUAGUUAAUUAGUCUACAACAUCCAACGAAAACACAAUGAGCUGCACUUUGAGAACUUAGAAGGCUAAAUCAGUGGCAAACCCAAGUGAAAAUGAAUAGGUUGUCAAUUGAAACCUCAAAUGAAAAUUGUGAACUAAAACGUUACGUUGGGUCAAUUUUAUCUUAAUAAUGAUAGUAUUUAAAUUCGAGAAUAUUUAGCAAUUCUUAGAAAUAUUGAUCUACCGCUGAAAUUUUUGGGUCCGCCACCAAAUAAAAUUCGGAUUGUUGGUCGUUUAGCUAUAUUUUUGACGCGUGCAUAGACAGCAAUUAUGCUCAUCUAGCUAGCUUAUUAGUUUUGUGGAUACAACUUAUAAUUAUUUAUUAAUUACUCAAUCCAUGUUGUUUUGCCCGUAAGACAGACGAGGAGAAGCCACCAAGAAGAGGAAUCUAAAAGGAAACCAAGGCCCAUUUUUUGUCGCAUUAAGUUUUACUUGACAGACUUCACGUCCAAGCAAUUAGAUUAACUAAAGCAUGUACUUAAUUGGCUUAAUAUCUCAAUUAAAUACUUUUCGAUAGUUAGUUCCCUUGGUUUCUCAGUUAAUUAAUGUGUAUGAUUGGACUCUAUCUGUACUAAUUUAUCCAUAGGGACGGCAAGUACUGGAAAAAACUAAAUUUGUUCUUCACCAAGGAUUUAGUUGUAGCGGUUUAUUCGAGGUAUUUUCACUUCAUAAUUAUGUAUACCUUCACAUUAAUUAACCUACACGAGCGCAUAAAUUCAGUUUCGGUUUAAUAGUACAUCCCAUUAUUGCUAUGUAGUCAGAUCAUAUACUUGUUCAAUUUAUCUCUCCCAAUCUGAAUCUCAUAAGACAAUAACCUGUUGUCUUGAAGGUUCAUCUCUACAAAUAUAAUCCAAUCGCGUCCAUUCAUUAAUCACAUGAGUACGAUAGAACGAAACUAGGAAAGUAUAGAGAGAGAAGUAAAAGGCUCUUUGCUUGAUUCUUAGAUUCAAAUUAUGGAACACAUCUCCUUGAUGAUGUAAUAUGCUUAGCUUGUACCUCAAUGGGAUUCAUUUCCUUAAUUACAUUAUGUUCUUAAUUAGUAAGUACUUAGUUGUAAUCCCUUACACGUGUGUGUGGUAUAUAUUUAAUUAUAAUUAUAGCUAGCUCCAUAUCGUUUCAUCCUAGGAAUACACACUGCCUUGUUCCAUGGCCAAACAACAAGAAAUAUGCAUAGACCUAUAUACUUAAUUAUUGACCAAGCUACGUACAAACUAAAAAGAGUUAAUUAACCAAAGCCAAUUAGUCAUAGUUAUGAGUAACAACAACAAUUAGUAUACAAUAAUUAAAUAUAUAGUAACCAUUGAGAUUACGUUGAAGCCAAAGAAGAGAAACUGUCGUAACACUUGAGGAUUGUAGCUGUGAUGGGGAGAUGAUGAUGAUCAUCAUCACAUUAUCAACAAUGUAGGUUAGAGCAAAGCAAGUAAACUCCAAACACUUUGCCCACAACAACAUUUUGGUCCCUCUUUUCCCCAUCUCUCCCUCCCCUAUUUAACUCUUUUUUCUUCUUCUUCCUAUCAUCAUAUCUCACCACACUACUACUCUAGCUCUCUUCACUAAUGCCAUGACAACCGAGCUCGGAUUCCUAGCCCUCGCCCAGCUCCAGAAGAUUGCUCAGUCGUCGUCACAGAAGACCGAAAAUCGAGACCACGAAAAUCGAAAUCAAUCUCAUCAUCAUCACCAGCAGCAAUAUCAGCAUCAGCAGCAACGACAACAACUGAUGCUGGCAUCAGGAUCAGCCGUCGCGACACCUCCAACCACGUGGGUGUGGAACCCUAGGAGUGGCAAGACAGGUCAGGACGAGGAGAACGAGGACGAGGAGGAGUCGUGGGAGGUGAAGGCGUUCGAGGAGGAUGCCGGGAACAUCAUGGGCAGCACGUGGCCGCCGCGGUCCUACACUUGCACCUUCUGCCGCCGGGAGUUCCGGUCGGCUCAGGCUCUCGGCGGCCACAUGAAUGUCCACCGCCGUGAUCGGGCCAAACUCCACCACCAAACCCUACUUCCACCGCCACCGCCUCCUCAUAACCCUACCAACCCAUCAUCGGCCGCCGCCUCCUCCUCCUCCACAUACAUAAUCCCACCUCCGGAAUUCUCCACCGCCGCCGGCGGUUUGUGCUUGCUCUACCAAUUCCCAAACCCUAAUACCCACCACCACCACCACGCCGCCGCCGGCGGAGGCUACAACUCCGCCAUCUCCUCCGCCGCGACCAAUGCAUGCACCACCACCGAUGCGCCCUCCACUCUCCUCUCCAUGUCGCCGUACGCUCAGCACCGCCAUAACCGCGGCCAAUCUCGUAAUCCUUACCCGCCGCCAAGGCGAAACAAUUCGUCAUCUUCUCCUCCCCAAUAUUAUGAUUUCGACGGCGGCGGCGGAGGAGGACAGCUGGCGGAGGCGGAGGGGAAUGAGAAGGAGAAGGGAAGCAGUACUAGUAGUCAUUGGAAUGAGGAGGAGGAGGUGGAUCUGGAGCUGAGGCUUGGCCAGAGAUCCACGUCAUCCUCAUCAUCAACUUAAAAAGACGGGGGCAACAAAGGAUAAGAAAUUUCUUUCAUUAGUUAUCUUUCUUUUUUUUUUCUUCUUCUUCUUCCUUUUAUUGUUAUCAUUAUUACUAUUAUUAUUUUUUUCGGUUUCUAAAACAUUUUAUGUUAUAGUUUUUUUUUUGAUAAUUUGGAGCGGACAUUUUGUUGAAGUGAGUGAAAAUGAGGGGGAAAGGGGAAAUGGAAGAGAUUUAUUUUUGUGUAGAAAGACAGUUAUAAUAAAAUUCUAUCAAUGUUUGAAGACAUUUUUGUUAUGUUAUCUACCGUUAGAGAAUUAUAGCCUUCUUAACUAAAAUUUGUAGCAAAUUUAGAAAGUAUAAUAAGAUUUUAACCCUCUCCCCCAAUUACUACGAUUAGAAGAUCAGUCCUCCUUAUUUAGAUAUCUGCCUCGCCAUCAGGGUUAACGGGUGAGUAAAUUUCGAUACGUAGUACUUAUUCGUAUUGAUAACGACGAUGAAGAUUAUGAAUCAUUAUAUAUUCUCUCAAUCUGAUCUCACUUCUUUCUCACCAUUACAAAGCUGGAAGUAAUGAUAUAGUGGAAACUAAUUAAGAAGAAGCCAACAUGUAGAACAGGAAUUCAGAAAAAAGUUUUCACGAUGGACCAUAAAUGAGAACCCAUGAUGGGUUUUUUCGUUUUGGAAAUUGCAGAGGAAGGGAUAAGUUUGCAUUGCAGAGUCGUUUUCCACUGCCGAUUUCGCCAACGUUGGGUCUCUCUCUCUCUCUCUCUCUCUCUGAAUGCAAAUCUCUGUCUGGUCUAUAUUGCAUACAUAUGGUGGUAUUAAUUUCCGUGGGUGAUAGUUUGAAACGGUCCCCCAUUCAUAUAAGAUAGAUAGACCGAUAUGAAUUUGGUCGCAGAAAAAUACCCUACCGCGGACCCUAUCUCUCUGGCAGACUCUGUCUAAUCAGCUGAAAUCGAGGUGUACGUACUUAUUGUGAAGAAGUUUGAUGGAUGGAUCGAUCUGACUUUGUACUUAAACUUUGAGUUUGGGAUUGGCUUCAAACUUUAGAGGGUAAUAUGAUUAUUGAAAUUCGUAUACAAGGUUUUAGCCCUUUGUAUAUGUUGUAACUUUAGCCGUUUGGUGAUAAUCAUGAUUAGAGAAGAAACAAGCAGGGUACUGUUUUCACAUGUGGAUAAUUACUCUUAAGUUGGUCAAUUGAUGUUAAUGGAGCAAGGGAUAUAUAGAACGUACUCCGAUCCUCGAAGUUUGGUGGAAACUUGUUGUGAAUGAAGGCCGAGUAUAUUUUACUUAAUUCAAUCAUGAAUAUCUAUUCAAGGCUUUCUAUUUUGCGAAAGAAACUCCUUGAGAAACUUUACUUGGGUACGUACCUCGGUCCAAGAUACAGUCAGUAACCAGUGGUUACUGACUUGUCAAUAAUUGAUCUGGGCCGCAGAUCUAGGAGCCCAGCUCAUCGUGCGGUUAGCCGGACGCGGGGAAGGGGAGGGGUAUUUUUGUCCAUUUUUGAAUUUUUUUUAAUUUAUCCAACAUUUAAUAGUUGGCUUUUCAAUGAAGGAGAGAAAAAUGAUCUUUUCUCUGCAACUCUUCUUUCUCUCUCCCAAUAUUCUUCUCCUGAUCUAGAUUUGCUCCCUUCUCUUAUUCUUUUUUUUUUAGCAAUCGACGAAGAAAAAUUGCAGCCUCCCUCUUUCAUUGCAUUUCUUCUCUUCAUCAAAUCGUUGGCCUCAAUUCGGAUUUUUCUCAUUUUUUGGCAUUUUGGUGUUCUUGAUUUUAGAGGAGGAAAUAAGAGGAGAUAGAAGACGAGUUUUGUUUCUCCCUCCUUCUGUUUUUUUUCUUUUAGGCAAUAUAUAUUGAUAUACCAUACUAUACCAUAUGGUAUUGGGUGGUAACGAAAUAUAUAUUGGUAUUACCACACUAUACCAUAUGGUAUUGGGUGGUAACGAAAUAUAUAUUGAUAUACCACACUAUACCAUAUGGUAUUGGGUGGUAACGAAAUAUAUAUUGAUAUUACCA
This is a messenger RNA of Linum trigynum, 6110 nucleotides long. The record is from the annotation of a GenBank genome assembly. NCBI's taxonomy places the organism in Eukaryota, Viridiplantae, Streptophyta, Magnoliopsida, Malpighiales, Linaceae.